Molecule: messenger RNA, 540 nt
Organism: Ostrinia furnacalis (Asian corn borer)
Lineage: Eukaryota; Metazoa; Arthropoda; Insecta; Lepidoptera; Crambidae
Product: protein RCC2 homolog
Exons: 3
Coding region: 71-373 (100 amino acids)
Biological process (GO): negative regulation of GTPase activity
Cellular component (GO): membrane
Molecular function (GO): small GTPase binding
Source: RefSeq, a predicted model, not a curated record
UUUUUUUCGAUUUGCAAUUCCAGGAGCCCUGUUUCUGUUCGGCCAGACUAAAAGGACCGGCGAAGCCAACAUGUAUCCAAAGCCAGUGCAGGAUCUCACAGGCUGGAAUAUCCGCAGCGUGGGAACCAGCAACACGUCGAUUGUGAUCGCGGCCGACGACUCGCUCAUCGCCUGGGGCGUAUCGCCCACCUACGGCGAACUGGGUACCGGCGAGAUCAACAAGUCGACCGCGCGUCCCAAGGAGGUGUCUCGGAUGGACGGCCUAAACAUCACCCAGGUGGCCAUGGGCUAUUCGCACACGCUGCUCCUCAGCGACGACACCGCCGAUGAAGUCAAGGCCAAACUCGAGAACAUGCCCACCUUCAACCCUUAACCAGCUCCCUAAACAGCCUUCAUACGACCAUGCUGCUCGAAGUUAGAACUGACGGUUAGGACCAUUUAGUCACCACUUAGAUCAAUGUGAAUUUUCGCGAAUGAAAAAUCCGCCAGAUGGCAAUACGUAGACGCGAGGUCCAAAUGCUGCUUGGUUAUUUUUGACGU